Molecule: messenger RNA, 915 nt
Organism: Chilo suppressalis (striped riceborer)
Lineage: Eukaryota; Metazoa; Arthropoda; Insecta; Lepidoptera; Crambidae
Source: the annotation of a GenBank genome assembly
AUGCCUGUCGAUCGCACCCCUCCGCCACUAUCGACGCUUGCGCAACCUAUACAACAUUGUCGCUCUGAAUCCGACUUAACUACUGAGCGUCAAGGGGAACAAAAAGAAACACAUGUAAGCCAUCGCGCAAAGCGAAAACACCCUGAUGACAACACCGACUCGCAAUUAACAUCUUUUAUGUCAGAAAUGAAAGCUAUGUUUAUCGAAUUUAAAAAUCAGCAAGAGGAAAAGUUCAACAAAUUUGAAAAAAUGUUCUCUUCUUUUGAGGAAAUAAAGAACCAGAACAAUGAAAUACGUAACUCCAUAGACUUUUUGUCGCACAGUUAUGAUUCUCUUGUGGAACAAAUUAAUACACUUCAGGCGGAACGUCGUGAAAAUAUUCAAUACAUACAAAAGUUGGAAGAAAAAAUUGACAAGUUUGAAAGUGGUUUGAGAUCCACUUGUAUUGAGUUAAGGAAUAUUCCACCAGUUAAGAAAGAGUCUAAACAAUCUUUAUUAAGCACUGUUCUACAUACCAUAAAUGAAAUUAAUUUAAAAAUAGAACCACAUGAAGUAAAAGAUGUUUUUCGUCUUUCUACCAGAGUCUCAGAAAACCGGCCUAUAAUUGUAGAUUUCAUCAGUGUCUUAACAAGGGACAAAGUAAUUGAAAAGUUCAAAAUUUACAAUAAAAAUAAAGGGAAACUUACUACAGAAACCCUUAAAAUCAGUGGUCCCGCCAAGCCAAUUUUUAUUUCGGAAAAUCUUUCAACCAAGAUGAAAAAGUUAUUUUACUUAUGUCGUGAUUUUGCAAAAUUGAAUAAUUUUAAAUACUGUUGGGUCUCUCACGGAAAAAUUUUUCUGCGCAAAACCGAUGGCACUGAUCAUCAUAUGAUUAAAUGUGAAAAUGAUUUAACUAACUUACAAUUGCAAAUAUGA